Amorphotheca resinae ATCC 22711 is the source of this 1080-nucleotide messenger RNA. RefSeq lists its product as hypothetical. The transcript is spliced from 2 exons. Lineage: Eukaryota; Fungi; Ascomycota; Leotiomycetes; Helotiales; Amorphothecaceae. The record is from RefSeq and is a predicted model, not a curated record. Bases 1 to 1080 code for a protein of 359 amino acids. Gene Ontology annotation, biological process: L-serine catabolic process; L-threonine catabolic process. Gene Ontology annotation, molecular function: L-serine ammonia-lyase activity; pyridoxal phosphate binding; threonine deaminase activity.
AUGGGUUCCCUCCAGCUCCCUUCCAAACCCUGGGUCGAAACCCCCUGUAUCCGCUCAGCGGCCUUGUCCAGAGAAGCAGGAUGCAACAUCUACCUAAAGCUCGAGAACCUUCAGCCCUCGGGCUCCUUCAAGUCGCGCGGCAUUGGCAACCUCCUCACGCAAGCGCUCCUCGCCCACGGGCCCCAGAAGCCCAUCCACUUCUACUGCGCAUCGGGCGGCAACGCCGGUCUGGCCUGCGCCACCGCUGCUGCCGCCCUGGGUCGCCCGGCCACCAUCGUCGUGCCGACAACGACGUCCGCGACCGUGGUCGCGAAGCUGCGGACGCUGGGCGCCGACGUGCGCCAGGAGGGCUGCCAGCUGAGCGAGGCCGACACGUACCUGCGGACGGAGCUGCUGGCGCGGGAUCCGGACGGUGUGUAUGUGCCGCCCUUCGACCACGCGGAUGUGUGGGAUGGCAACGCGACGCUGAUUGAGGAGCUGGAGGAGCAGAUGGGCGAGCGCGGCGGCUAUGAUGCCGUGGUAUGUAGUGUGGGCGGCGGCGGCUUGUUCGUGGGGCUGAUGCAGGCUCUCGAGAGGCGGGGACGGUUGGGCGGCGAGGGGAGACCGGUUAGGGUCUUGGCCAUGGAGACCGAGGGGGCGCAUUCGCUGGCGCACAGUCUGAAGAAUAAGGAGUUGUCGAGAUUGCCGGCCAUCACGAGUAUAGCGACGAGUCUGGGUGUGUCGCAGGUGGCGCAGAAGGCGUUCGAGUGGGCCCAGAGACCGGAAGCCACGAGUUGUGUCUUGAGUGAUGCGGAAGCUGCUAUGGCGGCUGUUCGUUUUGCGGACGAUGAACGCAUUAUCGUGGAGACUGCCUGUGCCGUCAGCAUAGCGAGUGCAUAUAAUGGUAGUCUGUCAUCUCUUCUGUUCCCAGACAUCAGCCCAUCCGAGUUCGCCGAUCUCAACGUCGUUAUCGUCGUAUGUGGUGGUUCCAACGUCACGCUUCAAACCCUUGAAGACUACAAACAGAAAUACGGCACAGAUGAGGCAGUUCUAAAGAAGUAUCGUGCAAGGAAAUCAGCCGUGGAGCGGAACAAGGCAUAG